Messenger RNA from Frieseomelitta varia, 742 nucleotides. RefSeq names its product UPF0545 protein C22orf39 homolog. Bases 227 to 679 code for a protein of 150 amino acids. The record is from RefSeq and is a predicted model, not a curated record. The transcript has 3 exons. NCBI's taxonomy places the organism in Eukaryota, Metazoa, Arthropoda, Insecta, Hymenoptera, Apidae.
GUACGUUGUGCAAUAUCUCAUACCAUUCAAGAUGUUAAUAUCAGUUAUAAAAUAUCUUAUAUCGUUAAAUGAAUAAGAUGUCUAAAAUCUAAGAUAAAAUUAGUUUUAAUAAGCAAAAAAAAUAUCAAUAAGUUGCAAUUGUGUAAAAUUCGCUCUGUUAUUUAGUAUAUUAUAAUUUGUAAUUAUUUGCUAUAUUGAAGAAGGAAGAAGUUACAUAACCAAAAAGAUGCCCGAACCUAACAGUGCAGUUGAAAAUGUACCUGAAGAAGAGAUUAAAGACGAAUGGCUGAUCAGACCAUGUGUAGUAUAUAAAGAGGAAUAUGCUGAUUGUACAAGUAUAAAAGCACGGUUCCAUCAGUAUUUUAUACAUGGAGAAAUACUAGAUUGUAAACAAUGGAAAAUUGAUUAUGAAAACUGCAAUUUAUGGACUGAACAUAAAAAUAAAAAAGCCUGCUAUGAAUUAAUAAAUAGUGAAAAAACACGCAGAGUGAACAGAUUAAAAGAUCAUUAUAAAAACGAUAUUUGGGAAAGGAGAGAUAAACCUCCAGAAAAUUGGAAUGCACCAUUACCUAAAUGGUUAGAAGAAAGAAAUAGUAACUCAUAUUUAAAAAUUGUAAAUGAGAAAUUAAAGGAAACAAAAAAUGAAAUAGCAAAUAGGAAUUUUUGUACCAUAAUGUAAGAACAAUUUAAUUUAUUUAACAUUGUAGAUAUUUGACCAAGAAAUAAAGAUUUUGAAAUUAAA